CCCGCGCGGCAGGGACAUCCCAGUCCCGCUUGGUGCUCCUCGCCCGCCACCCGUGCGCCCAGUCCGCGAGGCCAGCCCAGUUCUCCCGGUCCGCACUGCCCGCCAGCCGGCCCGUCCCCCACCGCAACCAUGGACGCCAUCAAGAAGAAGAUGCAGAUGUUAAAACUGGACAAGGAGAAUGCCAUCGACCGCGCAGAGCAGGCCGAGGCCGACAAGAAGCAAGCUGAGGACCGCUGCAAGCAGCUGGAAGAGGAGCAGCAGGCCCUCCAGAAAAAGCUCAAAGGGACGGAGGACGAGGUGGAAAAGUAUUCUGAGUCAGUGAAGGAUGCCCAGGAGAAGCUGGAGCAGGCUGAGAAGAAAGCCACUGACGCUGAGGCAGAUGUGGCCUCCCUGAACCGCCGCAUCCAGCUGGUAGAAGAGGAGCUGGACCGGGCGCAGGAGCGUCUGGCCACAGCCCUGCAGAAGCUGGAGGAGGCUGAGAAGGCAGCUGAUGAGAGCGAGAGAGGAAUGAAGGUCAUCGAAAACCGAGCCAUGAAGGAUGAGGAGAAGAUGGAGCUGCAGGAGAUGCAGCUGAAGGAGGCCAAGCACAUCGCCGAGGAUUCAGACCGCAAAUAUGAGGAGGUGGCCAGGAAGCUGGUGAUCCUGGAAGGAGAGCUGGAGCGCUCUGAAGAGAGAGCUGAGGUGGCUGAGAGUAAAUGUGGGGACCUUGAGGAGGAGCUGAAAAUUGUUACCAACAACUUGAAAUCCCUGGAAGCCCAAGCGGAUAAGUAUUCCACCAAAGAAGAUAAAUAUGAAGAGGAGAUCAAACUGCUGGAGGAGAAGCUAAAGGAGGCUGAGACCCGAGCAGAGUUUGCCGAAAGGUCGGUGGCCAAGUUGGAGAAAACCAUCGAUGACCUGGAAGAUGAAGUCUAUGCACAGAAGAUGAAGUACAAGGCCAUCAGUGAGGAGCUGGACAACGCGCUCAAUGACAUCACCUCCCUCUGAGCCUCUCACCAGUGCGGCCCUCGGCCCCCUCUCUUCUCCUUUCCAUUCUCUCUCUGGGAAGCAGGGCCAGCAGGAGGAGCAGAAACUGCCAACACUGCACAGCCAGGCUGGGUGCAGCCUAGGAGAGCCCCCGCCACAUCCGCUGCCCAUCCUGGCACUUGCUUCAUCCUUCUAUAUCCGUCCACUCCUCCCUCUCCCCGCCGGCCUCCACCACUCUCUGCUGCUUAAUAAACUCCAUUUGGUCUCCA
Molecule: messenger RNA, 1232 nt
Organism: Dama dama (fallow deer)
Lineage: Eukaryota; Metazoa; Chordata; Mammalia; Artiodactyla; Cervidae
Gene: TPM2
Product: tropomyosin 2
Exons: 9
Coding region: 130-984 (284 amino acids)
Biological process (GO): actin filament organization; muscle contraction
Cellular component (GO): actin filament
Molecular function (GO): actin filament binding
Source: RefSeq, a predicted model, not a curated record